GGCAAAAGGAAUGCGAUAUCCUUUGGUUGUACGGACCUCUUUAUCAACCAGAUAAUGAUCCAUUCAUGGAAGAUGAUGAUGACAAAACCUUGGUUGGAACUCCACCAGAUACUGGUUGUCCUCCUUCACCUAGUUUAUCACCAUAUUCCACUUCUCCAACAAUUAAACCAGCUUUAAAGAAACCUGUAGAACAUGACCCUUUAAAAGACCUCAUUUCUUACGCUUGUGAAGUUUUGACUCACGAAAAACCUUACCCAAAACGUCGACAUACCGUUCCUAUUGAACCAAAACAAAAAAAGAAAUCUAUUAGAUUUAGCCGAAACCUUGAACAAGUUCAUUAUACCCCUACUCAUUAUACCAUCCGUCCUAUUUCAAUACCACAACCACCACCACAAAGACGUAGAAUGAGCAAUCCAUUUUUCACAAAAAUGGAAGAAGAUUUAUCAUGUGGUAAAAAUGUUGAAAAAUAUGAUCAAAUAUUUGCUUGGGCAAAAGAACAAGUCAAAUCAACUGGUAAACUCCGGUUAUUCGGUGAAGAUGGUGCAUGGUUAGAUGGAAAUUCCAAUGAUGACGAUGAUGAUGAAUUUGUAAUGCCACCACUUCCACCAUUGGUUAAAUCAAUUCCAAGACGAUCCCCGUCCGCAUCUCCUCGAUCUCCGAAUCGCAGAUCACCCACGCCACCUUCCUCAUACACAGCCACAUCAGCCAAAAAGAUGUCGGCCUAUUCUAAAAAUAGUUUUGUCAAUCAGAAGCAUGUGACCUCCCACGUGGCAUUCGGCGAUUCUGAAACUGCUGAAUCAGGAGUUGUGGAACGUUGUGUAAACAUUGCAUCCAAUGUUAAAGAUGUUGUAAGCUGGUGCGGUUCCAUGUUAUGGAACAGUACCGUUUUCUAAACAUUUCUUCCACAAAGAAGGUUAGAAAGGAAAAGAGAUGACCAGUCAUAGGGAUUUCCUUUCAACCAAAAAGGUACUUAAG
This is a messenger RNA of Rhizophagus irregularis DAOM 181602=DAOM 197198, 975 nucleotides long. NCBI's taxonomy places the organism in Eukaryota, Fungi, Glomeromycota, Glomeromycetes, Glomerales, Glomeraceae. The record is from RefSeq and is a predicted model, not a curated record.